GACCAGGUUUAACCAUUGUCGCUCUCGCUCUACAGAAGCACACGAGAGAGAGGGAGAGGGAGAGAGAGAGAGGGAGAGAGGGAGAGAGAGAGAGUUGAAGAUGCCGAUAGAGAUGCCUCGGGGGCUGCCAUUUUCGGUGGAUACAUGGACGCCGUCUUCCAAAUUGAAGAGGAGCCAUUUCCUCACCCACGCUCACAAAGACCACGCGCAGGGGAUCCUCUCUCACGCUUCCUAUCCUAUCUACUCCACUCUCCUUACCAAAAUUCUUCUCCGCCAAUUCUAUCCCCAGCUUGAUGAUUCGAUGUUCGUUGCUAUUGAGGUCGGGCAAUCUUUGGUGAUUCAGGAUCCCGAUGGUGAUUACGUUGUCACUGCAUUUGAUGCCAAUCAUUGUCCAGGAGCGGUGAUGUUUCUAUUUGAAGGAAGUUUUGGCAAUAUAUUUCACACAGGAGAUUGCAGAUUAACUCCCGAGUGUUUCCUAAGUUUACCAGACAAGUACAUUGGCAAGAAAGGGAAAGAACCAAAAUGUCCACUUGAUUACAUUUUUCUAGAUUGCACAUUUGGUCAAUAUCCUUUGAAGAUGCCCAGCAAAUACUCAGCGAAGCAGCAGGUUAUCAACUGUAUAUGGAAUCACCCUGAUGCCCGUGCGGUGUAUUUGGCAUGUGAUCUUCUAGGUCAAGAAGAAAUACUUGUAGAGGUGUCGCAAGCAUUUGGUGAGAAGAUAUAUGUAGAUAAAGCCAGAAAUUUAGAAUGCUUUAACUCGCUUAAACUCAUAGCUCCUGAGAUCAUAUCAGAAGAUCCAUCUUCACGUUUCCAACUAUUUGAUGGCUUCCCCAAACUAUAUGAAAGAGCUGCAGUAAAGAUAGCUGAGGCUCGUGCCAAUUUUCAGCACGAACCUCUUAUUUUACGUCCUUCUUCACAAUGGUAUGUUUGUAAUGAGGGUGUUUCCGAGAUGGAAAAGCAACAAAAGGCAAGAGUCAAUCAAGCUGUCAAAGAUAUAUAUGGUGUUUGGCAUGUCUGUUACUCAAUACACUCGUCCAGAGAAGAACUGGAUUGGGCCUUGCAACUUCUUGGGCCGAAAUGGGUAGUGUCAACAACGCCUAGCUGCAGGGCUAUGGAACUGGAUUAUGUUAAGAAGCACUGUUUUAAAAAUCGACAAGCUUUUGACGACUCUCUAUGCAAACUUCUUGACAUCAAUGCCGUAGAACAUUUAGUUCCAGAUGGACCAAAUAAAAAAUUGAGCUCCUCAAAUUUGGUGGAGGACAUCUCCAAUGGCUAUGUGGAAACACAAUCUGGAUCUUUGGUCAUAUCCACCUACCAGCGGAAAAGGUUGAGUUUAUCUCCCCCGGGCAAAAGACCUUUGGUCACAUUAUUUGGACAAGCGAGGCUUGGUCUCCCCUAUUUGGCAUUCCCACAUGAAUCUAAAGAUGCAUCAGCCAUUUGUAAUUCCGAGGAGAAAGAACUAAUUGAAACAAAAAAUGUUUCUUUUCAGAAAGAAAAUGUUACUGUUGAGAAUUCUGAAGAGCAACUGGUAGCAAUGAGACAAAGCAAGUUUGCUGGAACAAAUUGCAGUGGGCCUAACAAUAAUUAUGAUAAGGAGGAGAUUUCCACAAGUAGUUCAAUGGCGAAAUCAGCAGCAGAAACAAAAAAUGUGUCAUUCGAGAAAGAAGAAGUUGCUCAAGUGAAUGCUGAAGAGGUAUUAAAAACCAAGAGAAAAAUUGAUUUUACUGAGACAAAUUCCACAGAACUUGCUGCUACCUCAACUGUGAGCUCAUCGAACAGCUAUGGUGAAAACUUAAGAAGAUUAUACAGGCCUAUGAAUGUGCCAGUGCGUCAGCGCCUUCCCUCCCUUGUGAUGCUUAUGAAGGCCAAAAAAUCUGCAAGGAAGAGGACUUAAAAAAAGCUUUUUCCACAAGAAUCUAAAUCCUUAUUUUGAAAUUUCAAGGCUGGCUAUCAUUUGCUCAUGCUUGUUGUUUUCAAGGAACAUCUUUCAACAAUGUAACUUUGAGUUGUGUUGUUUAAAUGGCUUUUUAGCCUGAAAAAGAAGAUAAAAUAUCAGGUAUACAUGAAGCUUUAUACAACUUUUCUCAUAUGUUCAACAUUUUCAGUUUCUGGCUUAAUGGAUUGACACCAAUAGUUUGAUU
Messenger RNA from Salvia miltiorrhiza (redroot sage), 2141 nucleotides. RefSeq lists its product as uncharacterized. Gene Ontology annotation, biological process: protection from non-homologous end joining at telomere; interstrand cross-link repair; double-strand break repair via nonhomologous end joining. Gene Ontology annotation, molecular function: 5'-3' DNA exonuclease activity; damaged DNA binding. The transcript has 4 exons. Bases 101 to 1894 code for a protein of 597 amino acids. Lineage: Eukaryota; Viridiplantae; Streptophyta; Magnoliopsida; Lamiales; Lamiaceae. The record is from RefSeq and is a predicted model, not a curated record.